AUGGUUGAACUCAUCAAUCCCCCAGAGUCUCGUACUUUACUCCCUCCCCUCCUCGCCUGUCUUCCCACAGCCUUUGUUUCGCCACGUCCGCCACCAGCUCUCCUUCCCCUCCUCUCCCCAAUCCUCCGCCAGCGUGUUAAGAUCCUAAGCGACGUCUCCACCUCCGCCAACGAAUCAUGGCUGCGAUUACUAUGCUGGGAUGCCGACAAAGCAGAGCGCCUGCAGACUAUCGUGGACGGCGUCAGUUUCGAACCACACCCUGUCUCCGGCGAGAUCGAACUGCCGGAUGAUAUGCCCGUGAUGUAUAAGCGCAUUGACGACGAAACACUACGGGCCCAAUGCUUGCUACCCGAAUUCAACUUGGCUGUGGUGUACGUCUGGUGCCCCACUGACGAGGAGGGCGGUGGUCGUGGUUGGCGACUGGCAGAAUUGCUUCCUCGCGAGGGCCCCGCGGCUGAUGAACACACCUGGGCCUCUUCGAUCAGCGAGGCGAACAUCCAGGCCAAAGAGAGACUUUACUCUAAUAUACUGGACUCUCCGGUCCAGGACCAAGGGUCCAACCAGAACGCCCAACAGGAAGAGGACGACGAUGCCGAUUAUUGGGCUCAGUACGAUGCCACCCCAAACCGUACGCCGGGGCCUAAGACCCCAGCUCCAGCUGCAGCUGGUGGCUCAUCCCACCUCCCGCCGUCCGGUCUGUCAGAGGCCUCCUACUUCUCUCAGUACGGCGACGUCCAACCAGCCCUAGACAGCCAUGACCCGGAAGAAGAACAGGCAGAGAUUGGCCCGACAUCUUUGAGCGGGGAUAUGAUUUCGAAUCUCCUCCGGCGGCAGAACGGGCUAGACACGGACGAGAGGGCCCGCACGAACGGGUACACGGUGGACGACAUGCCCACUGACCACGCUGCUAGGUCGCUCAGCCAUCCGAGACCUGCAUCUGGAUCCAUCUCUUCAAGCCACUCGGAUACCGUUGCCAGACUGGAGCAGGAGGCGGCUAGCCAGUCCAACUAUGAUGUCGGUGUGAAGCAGCAUAUUGGUACCAGCAUUAAGAGUCUUUUCCGCUUGGCCCAAGCGACAGGUAUGAGCCGUGUUGAGUUCCAGGCGAUGGUGCAGACCGAGUUGGAGUUGCUGGAUCUGACUGAUCUUGACAAUUGA
This is a messenger RNA of Penicillium odoratum, 1155 nucleotides long. RefSeq lists its product as uncharacterized. The transcript has a single exon. The record is from RefSeq and is a predicted model, not a curated record. Bases 1 to 1155 code for a protein of 384 amino acids. Lineage: Eukaryota; Fungi; Ascomycota; Eurotiomycetes; Eurotiales; Aspergillaceae.